CUUUCCAAUCUUUUGUGGUGUCCACAUGUCAUCAUGUCAUGAUGCAUCGGUAUCCGGUGUACAUGUACAUGUACAGGCUUUUUUUCUUUUCCUUUCCCCACACAUCACCAUCGUAUUCCUACUUCUUCGGGAAAAUAAAGCGAUGUGUUGUUUGAUUUGCUCUUUAUUCUCUGUAAUCAAAGAGGCUGGGCAGAUCAAAAAAAAAUUUUUUUUUGUCUACCUUACACGUAUUCUUCUCCAUGUUGUACAUGUUCAUGUAGCUUGAAACUGACAGUGG
This is a messenger RNA of Lobosporangium transversale, 277 nucleotides long. RefSeq lists its product as hypothetical. The transcript has a single exon. Bases 26 to 265 code for a protein of 79 amino acids. NCBI's taxonomy places the organism in Eukaryota, Fungi, Mortierellomycota, Mortierellomycetes, Mortierellales, Mortierellaceae. The record is from RefSeq and is a predicted model, not a curated record.